AUGCCUGAGGACGUCGUGGAGGACGAGCCGCCCGUGAAGCGCGUGAAGACCGAGGCAGCCACAAUAGCAACGCGCACUUGCCAGUUUUGCACAAACAAAAAGCAAGUGGCUGCAAACUGCGUGAAUCUAGCCUGCAAGAAGUGCUGUUUCACGCGUUCUCAAGUGUGCGCCACCCAUCCAAAAGAGAUAGAAAAGCCCGAACCCGCCCGAUACAAGAAACAUGUGUUAAAAAAUGAGUUUCGAGAGACGAAUUUCCACUACUACGGCGAAACAGUGACAAUCUUUUGCGUACGGGACUUUUUCGAGAUGAAAAAGCUGAGCCAGGGUGUACUAAAGGACCAAGAGCGGACACAGCGAGUAAGCGGUAAUGCCUGUGGCCGUCGCAAGAAGAAACACGCUGUCACAUCCAAGAUUAAGGAGCGAAUUCAGUGUGCACUCGGCAAGAGACCAGCUCCAAUGGGCUAUGAAGAUGUCGAAGAACUUGCAGAAAUUGCAAUUAGAAAUGCAUAA
Peronospora farinosa is the source of this 510-nucleotide messenger RNA. Lineage: Eukaryota; Oomycota; Peronosporomycetes; Peronosporales; Peronosporaceae. The record is from the annotation of a GenBank genome assembly.